GUCAACCUCUUGCACUCCUCACUCCCAACACUAGUGAUUAAAAGUUUUUGCCAUGAGCCAACAUUUCGAUUUGGAUGGACCACUUCUUUAACUUCACCAUGUAAAAGCAGCACCUACGAUAUAUUUUCAAAUAAAAAUGGAAAUGUUACCUUGUUCUCUGGACCUGGAUAAAUUGGAAUGAGAUCACUUUGUUAACCAUUGUUGCUCUCGCUUGUUGGCAAACACUGUAAAGCAAUAUUGGUGUUAAAAUGAAGUUCCCCACACAGAGACUGUACUCACUGUCCCGAACUGUUCACCACCUGUACACCCCGCGCGUUAAUUCUCGCAGACUACACUGGAAUUCUGCAGUUCGGCCAUAUUCCACUUUCAAGAGAUUUCCAUUGAGGACAGCAAAGCCACUUCCUUUGAAAGUUGAAUACUAUCCCUACAGAAAUUUCAUUCUAGCUAGAUUGGCAACACGACUGCUAAGAAUUCGUUACCUUGUACUGGGAUCAGCAGUGGGAGGUGGUUACACAGCAAAGAAGACGUAUGACCAAUGGAAGGAAAUGAUGCCAGAUUUAACAGAGUACAAGUGGAUAAUUCCUGAUUUUAUCUGGGAUCUUGAUGAACAUAUUAACUUUGAAAAAAUUAGGGAAAUCUUCUCUGAUGCAGAACUUGCUAAAUUGCUACCUGAUUUUGAUAAGGUUGGAGAAAGCCUGAAUCAUCUCAAAAGUCUACUAUCGCCAGGUGAAAGUUUGUAUAAUGAAGUCAAAGGAGUCUCUCAUCUGCUUCUGUUGUUAGAUUCUGCAGAAAGUUCGACUACUAUGAAAGCAUCUGAUAAUCAAGGGUUUGACAACAAUGGGAAACAGUACAAAAAGGGUGUGCUUGGGGAGCUCAUUCUAAUCCAGCAGCAAAUCCAGGAGCAUGAAGAAGCAGAACGCAGGGUCGCCGAACAGUUAAGCUCUGGCUCCUCUCAACAGAAACGAAAGGUAUCAGACAAGGACAAAGCUGAACAGCUGCAAGAAGAGCUUCUCCGCACACAGGAAGAUUCAGGAGGGCAGAUUGGUGAUACUCUUUAUGCUCUAACAAUGCUGAAAUAUCAAAAAAUCCUUGAACGUCUAGAGAAAGAAAAUAAGGAACUACGAAAACAGGCUCUUCAGAAAGAUGACAAAGGCAUUCAUUUACGGAAAAUGAAGAAGUCCCUGAUUGACUUGUAUUCUGAAGUAUUGGACAUUCUAUCGGAUUAUGAUUCCAACUACAACACCCAGGACCAUCUCCCAAGGGUAGUUGUAGUCGGAGAUCAAAGUGCUGGGAAGACCAGUGUUCUGGAAAUGAUUGCCCAAGCUAGGAUAUUUCCCCGUGGAUCUGGUGAAAUGAUGACUCGUGCACCUGUCAAAGUGACAUUGAGUGAAGGACCUCACCAUAUGGCGAUGUUUAAAGACAGCUCACGAGAAUUUGAUCUCACCAAAGAUGAAGAUCUAGCAGCAUUGCGCAAUGAAAUUGAAAUAAGAAUGAGAAAUAGUGUAAAGGAAGGGCAAACUGUCAGUGCUGAGACCAUCUCAUUAAAUGUGAAAGGUCCAGGUCUACAGCGAAUGGUGCUGGUUGAUCUUCCUGGUGUUAUCAGUACUGUGACAUCAGGAAUGGCUGCUGACACCAAGGAUAUAAUUUUUAGCAUAAGCAAGGCUUAUAUGCAGAACCCUAAUGCCAUUAUCCUUUGUAUCCAAGAUGGUUCAGUAGAUGCUGAACGCAGCAUUGUAACUGACUUGGUGAGCCAGAUGGACCCACAAGGCAGAAGGACCAUCUUUGUGUUGACUAAAGUGGAUCUUGCAGAGAAAAACCUGGCUAGUCCCAGUAGGAUCCAACAGAUUGUGGAAGGCAAGUUGUUCCCAAUGAAGGCUUUGGGUUACUUUGCAGUUGUUACUGGUAGAGGCAACACCAAUGAAAGUAUUGAUUCCAUAAAGGACUACGAAGGAGAUUUCUUUCAGAAUUCAAAAUUGUUGAAGACAGGGAUGCUGAAAGCACAUCAAGUGACAACUAAGAACUUGAGCCUAGCAGUGUCAGACUGUUUCUGGAAAAUGGUGCGUGAAUCUGUGGAACAACAGGCCGAUGCAUUUAAAGCUACUCGAUUCAACCUUGAAACUGAAUGGAAGAACAACUAUCCUCGGCUGAGGGAACUAGACAGGAAUGAACUGUAUGAAAAGGCGAAGAAUGAAAUUCUGGACGAAGUGAUCAGCUUAAGCCAGGUUACUCCAAAACACUGGGAAGAGAUUCUACAACGGAAACUGUGGGAAAGAGUCUCUACACAUGUGAUAGAGAACAUUUACCUUCCUGCUGCUCAAUCUGUGAAUUCAGGCACAUUCAAUACUACUGUAGACAUCAAGCUCAAACAAUGGACUGACAAACAACUGCCUCACAAAGCAGUAGAGGUUGCUUGGGAAACCUUGGAGGAUGAAUUUGCUCGAUUUAUGUCAGAGCACAAAGGGAAGGACCAUGAUGACAUCUUUGACAAACUAAAACAAGCUGUUAAAGAUGAAAGUAUAAAACGUCACAGAUGGAAUGAGCAGGCUGAAGACAGUCUGCGAGUCAUCCAGCACAAUGCUUUAGAAGAUCGUUCCAUAUCUGACAAACAGCAGUGGGAUGCGGCUAUCCAUUUCCUGGAGGAAACGCUGCAAGCCCGUCUUCGAGACACUGAGUCUGUAAUUCAUGAUAUGGUGGGACCAGAUUGGCAAGAAAGAUGGUUCUACUGGAAAUCACGUUCUCCAGAACAGCAUGUUCGAAAUGAAACCAAAAGCGAAUUGGAACGGCUGUUAAAAAUCAGCGAGGAACAUACAGCUUAUCUUGCUAACGAUGAAGUUACAACAGUUCGUAAAAACCUGGAAGCUAAAAGUGUAGAUGUGGACACCAUUCUGAUUAAAGAUACUUGGCACCAAGUUUACCGAAAACACUUCUUGAAGAAAUCGCUGAACCAUUGUAAUCUUUGCAGAAGAGGUUUCUACUAUUACCAAAGGCAUUUUGUAGACUCUGAGCUGGAAUGCAAUAAUGUUAUCCUGUUCUGGCGCAUUCAACGAAUGCUAGCUAUUACAGCAAACACACUCCGACAACAGCUAACAAAUACUGAAGUGAGACGCCUUGAAAAGAAUGUGAAGGAAGUGUUGGAGGACUUUGCUGAAGACAAUGGUAAAAAAGUUCAACUGUUGACAGGAAGGAGAGUUCAAUUAGCAGAGGACCUCAAAAGAGUUCGUGAGAUUCAAGAGAAGUUAGAAGUAUUCAUUGAAGCUCUUCAUCAAGAAAAAUAACAAUAUCUCUGGUUAUGAAUUAGUUCACCACACAGCCCUAGACAUGGAGCUUGGUGUCAUGAGAUGUUGCUUGAAUCAGGAACCAUUGUCUGAAGUGCUGCAGAGAGACUCAAAAGUACCAAUUAAACACGCCUCAGAAGACAUCACGUCACAAAUUGUGUACAUUAAGAUUGAAAAACAUUUAAAUUCUCCUUACAUUCUACUCUUUGAGCUGAGAAUUCAUGAGCAAUGUUUUCCUUGCAUUUUUAUAACAAUUUCAUCGCAAACGCUUCAGCUAAUCACGUUUUCUAUUGUCAUGUGCAACCUCCUGAAAUGCAUCAAAAUGUUGAUUUGUUUUCAAUUGUCCAAAGCAAGACUAAAUACUGCUGUGUAAGUGAGAGCUGAUGAACUGUUUAGUCAAAUGUAUAACACUUUUCAAUGCAAAUGUUUAAAAUGUUUUAGCUCAUAUCCAGCUCAAUAAGAAAUAAAGAACAGCUGUCUGAAACUACAUUCAUUGGGAAUUAUAUAGUCUACUUCUCUCUCCCACUUCAUAAGUGCAGUCAGUUCCACUUCUUAAGCCACAAGAAAAGACUGCAUCUUUCUGAUCCCUGGGGGAAAAACAUUACAAAAUUGAAGUUCUUGUAAGACAAGUUUUUGUCAUAUCCAGUGUGUUUCCAUUUGGACCUUUCAAUAUUGGGUCUGUACUUCUGCAGUAGAAUCCUCAAAGUUUGUGCUUAUAUAAAUGGAAAAAAUGCUAUCAUGAUUUUUUUUCUUUGCAAGUGUCCAGGCCAUGCUUGAUGUAAUUAGUGAGGAGUCGUGUAUUUAUUGAAUGCCGUUAUAUUUAAAUAAAACGGAGUACAAUUUU
Carcharodon carcharias (great white shark) is the source of this 4119-nucleotide messenger RNA. It is a transcript of the gene opa1, whose product is annotated as OPA1 mitochondrial dynamin like GTPase. Gene Ontology annotation, molecular function: GTP binding; GTPase activity; microtubule binding. Gene Ontology annotation, cellular component: mitochondrial membrane; cytoplasm; microtubule. NCBI's taxonomy places the organism in Eukaryota, Metazoa, Chordata, Chondrichthyes, Lamniformes, Lamnidae. Gene Ontology annotation, biological process: mitochondrial fusion. Bases 249 to 3275 code for a protein of 1008 amino acids. The transcript has 33 exons. The record is from RefSeq and is a predicted model, not a curated record.